AUGCCUAAUGGCAGCCUCAUUUAUCAAUUGUCUCUUGCUGGGGCUAAUAGGCUAACGUGGCCACAAAGAAAGAACAUAAUCCUUGAUGUGGCUAAGGGGCUUGCUUAUUUGCAUUAUGAAAUCAAACCCCCAAUUUAUCACCGUGACAUAAAGGCUACCAACAUACUUUUGGAUUCCAAAAUGAAUGCUAAAUUGGCGGAUUUUAGCUUGGCCAAACAAGGUAGUGAAAUCCAAUCUCAUCUCACCACAAGGGUUGCUGGCACAUAUGGUUACUUGGCACCAAAGUAUGCUCUUUAUGGACAACUAACAGAGAAGAGUGAUGUAUACAGUUUUGGUAUUGUCAUCCUGGAAACCAUAAGUAGUAGAAAAGUGUUUGAUAAUCUGAAUUCAUCUAUGGAUUCAAUCACAGAUUGGGUAUGGACACUUGUGGAAUCAGGAAUGAUGGAUGAGAUUUUGGACGAGUCAAUAAAGAGGUGA
This is a messenger RNA of Glycine soja, 477 nucleotides long. RefSeq names its product probable receptor-like protein kinase At1g11050. Gene Ontology annotation, molecular function: protein kinase activity; ATP binding. The transcript has a single exon. Gene Ontology annotation, biological process: protein phosphorylation. The record is from RefSeq and is a predicted model, not a curated record. NCBI's taxonomy places the organism in Eukaryota, Viridiplantae, Streptophyta, Magnoliopsida, Fabales, Fabaceae. The coding region runs from base 1 to 477 and encodes 158 amino acids.